AUGGUCUAUAGUAUUCCUAAACUAGAGAAGCUGGCUUUCCGAGCUUGUGAUGGGAUUGAGAAUCUUGAUAUAAGUGCUCCAAAACUUACAAGCUUCUCUCAGUUUUGUCCUAGUUCUAUACCCAGAUGGUUUACUGCUCAUUUGGAUGGAAUUAAGUAUCUUUGCUUGUCAGCUGAUUUGUCAGAGACUGCAAAAAGAGCACCAACAUUCCCAACGGCAAGAAAUGUGCAAGUAAUGAAGCUGUAUCGUUUCAGAUUUGGUUGUGAGAGGCACUUAAAACUUGCUAUACAAUUGCUUGAAAAAUCCCCCAAUCUAUGCACACUGGAGAUUGCUGCAGAGAAACAGGAGGAAUGGAUCGAUGACAAAGAAGGUCCAUCAAGAAUUUUUAAGGGUCCAGACAUUAUAAAUAAGAAUUUGGAGAUGCUUAAUACGGUAAAGAUUGAAUGGUUUAAAGGAUCCAGACAUGAAAUGCUUUUCUUGAAAGCACUGCUCUCAAAAUCUGUUGCACUAGACAAAGUUGUUGUUCAAGAAUUACGUAAUAGCCACAAUGCAUUGGCUCUUAUCAACUCAAGGAAAUUGUUGGACUUUCCUCGUGCAUCUCUAAAAGCACAAAUUGUCUUCAUGGAGUACAACUUUAACUAUAGACUAAUUGAUCCCCCAGAAUUUUAA
Messenger RNA from Ipomoea nil (Japanese morning glory), 669 nucleotides. Its product is annotated as F-box/FBD/LRR-repeat protein At1g13570-like. The transcript has 3 exons. Bases 1 to 669 code for a protein of 222 amino acids. Lineage: Eukaryota; Viridiplantae; Streptophyta; Magnoliopsida; Solanales; Convolvulaceae. The record is from RefSeq and is a predicted model, not a curated record.